Molecule: messenger RNA, 747 nt
Organism: Aspergillus puulaauensis
Lineage: Eukaryota; Fungi; Ascomycota; Eurotiomycetes; Eurotiales; Aspergillaceae
Exons: 4
Coding region: 1-747 (248 amino acids)
Source: RefSeq, a predicted model, not a curated record
AUGAACGCAAUUUCAGACUACGAGGAAAGGCGGAGGAUCCAGAAUCUUGUCGCGCAACGCAAAUGGCGACAAAAGCUUCGGGCUAGGCAAAGAUCCGUCUCGCAGUCUAUUCAAAUCCAUCAUAAGCCAGACGAAGGUUUCAAGGACCAUCAUAUGUGGCAGCCUUCGUCUGCGCACACUGCUCAGGCUAUUCACGGCCCAGGUAACGACUCCCAGGGCAUAAUAUCCUUGGAGAAUCCGUUGUCGACCGACGGGUUGGGAGCACAAGAUCCGAUUGCUUCGUCUGCGGGUCAAACCAUCGGAAGUACUCUGGUGAAAUCUUACCCACCGGAAGUGGAUAUGUCUAGGUCACCGUUCCGUAGUGAUGACUACGCGGGAAUUAUGGUUGAUGCGCGAGAUACUUUAUCCAAAGGACAUAUAGAUAAUGGCCUGCUGUCUGGGUUGAACCCAAACAUGGGUCACGAUUAUUCUUGGCAAUUUCCUGAUUGCGAAGCCGGGCAGACUGCCCCUUUCGACCGCGGUGCAGCGCAGAACUGUAUUGAGACGCAUAUUGACGGGACAGACCUUCAAACCACGGCAGACAUAGUCAGAAACCAGAUAAUUAGAUCUAUAGAAAGAGCUGAGAUUCUCUACGAGUACGGUGCCGUGAUGCAGCUUUUUCCGCCGAACAAAAGUUUCCAAAAACAUCUCGCAGAUGCCAAAACAGGAGUUGUAUUGGCUCCUACGGGAUACCAAACCCAUUUUUGA